AUGCUAUUCGGCGUGAACGAAAAGAUUCUUUGCUUUCAUGUUGGAUUAUUGUACGAGGCAAAAGUUCUUAAAGCGGAAAAUUGGACAGGAGAUGAUAAUGUAACCAAAGCUGUUGGUCCGCAUUAUUUCGUACAUUAUAUGGGAUGGAGAGCAAGAUGGGAUGAAUGGGUACCGGAAUCGAGAAUGCUAAAGUUGAACGAAGACAAUAUUCAAAAGCAAAAAGCACUCGCAGAAUCCGUCAAAGCAGCUCGAGAAGCAAAAUUGUACGAAGGAUCAGGUAGCAGUACUGGCAUAAACGGAAAUACUGCAAGUCAUGGAAGAGAAUCUAGUGAAACGCAUGAUUUAGCUGAUCGUAGAAAGACAAAGGAGAGUAGAGGUACAAAACGUGGUCGUGAUGCGGUGGAGCAGGAAGAAGAAUAUAUAAAGAGACCUGAAAUCAAAUUGACGAUCCCAGACACGCUCAAAGUACGUUUGGUAGACGAUUGGGAAUUCGUUACAAAGCGAAAUUUGUUAGUUCCUCUGCCUAGAGAGCCAAAUGUUGAGGAUAUUCUAUCGUCAUACCGUGCACAUUAUCUAUCGAGCAAGAAAGAUCACAAGGCUUCCCGUCCGCCUGCCGUUUUGGAUGAAGUUUUGGAAGGACUUAAAGCAUACUUUAACAAAGCACUAGGAAACAAUCUUCUUUAUCGUUUUGAGCGAGCACAAUACGUUCAGCAAAGGAAAGAUUGGAACGUUGCUCAAGAGGCGAUGGAACCUAGCAAAGUGUACGGGGCAGAGCAUCUAUUGAGACUUUUUGUCAACCUCCCUAGUAUCAUCGCUCACACAACCAUGGACGCCGAAUCUAUUCUCCUCCUCAAGGAACACUUGGCAGAGUUCCUAUCUUAUAUGGUGAAAGAGCAAAAAAACUUCUUUGUGAAAGAUUACGAAGCACCGAGUUUGUCUUAUCAUCGAUUGACAUAUACCUAA
Molecule: messenger RNA, 963 nt
Organism: Meira miltonrushii
Lineage: Eukaryota; Fungi; Basidiomycota; Exobasidiomycetes; Exobasidiales; Brachybasidiaceae
Product: MRG-domain-containing protein
Exons: 4
Coding region: 1-963 (320 amino acids)
Biological process (GO): chromatin organization; regulation of DNA-templated transcription
Cellular component (GO): NuA4 histone acetyltransferase complex; nucleus; Rpd3S complex
Source: RefSeq, a predicted model, not a curated record